Molecule: messenger RNA, 1839 nt
Organism: Lactuca saligna
Lineage: Eukaryota; Viridiplantae; Streptophyta; Magnoliopsida; Asterales; Asteraceae
Source: the annotation of a GenBank genome assembly
AUGGCGGCGUCACUGUUCACCUUCUCCUCCACUUCAAGAAGAGUCGUCCCAGCUCCAAACUCUCCUCCUCUUUCCAUAUACAUCAAAGCCACCAACGUAGUUUUCAACACUGAUAUUCCAGAUGUUCAUAGAGGUCUUGGACUUGAUGAUUUUGUUAAUUUCUUAGUCUCCUGCCGACUCCGAUGCGCAAUCAGUGACGUUCCAUCAGAGUUCUUUCCUGAACAAGUCUGUGAGUUCUACUACACUACAACAAUUAAUGAUGAAAACAACGUCAUCUCUGGGACUAUUGGCCAUGGAAGACACUCAGUAUUUAUUACCGUUGACCUCCUCAGUGUUGUGCUCAGGUUACCAAUCUUUGAACCCUUCUCUGAGCUUCCACCUAUUGAACGCUGUCGACGUCUCUUUGAUCAACUGGGAUAUGAUCACUCAAAGGCUGGUACUCGAUCAGCUCUCAUUCUGCAUCAAUGUAUGACUCUAGGAUGGAAGUUCUUCACCGAUGCUCUAUGCAAAUUUGUGGGUCACAAAUCUCGCAGUGGUGAUCAACUGAGCACUUAUGAGCAACAAGUCGUCUGUUCCCUUCUUCUCAACAAACGACUUGAUUAUGGGGCUUUCUUCUUUGAUCAACUUGUUCAACUUCUUCGUGCAAAUGCACGCACUGAUCAUGUCCCCUUUCCACGCUGGAUUGCUCUUGUGCUAGAUAAAUUUUUCGAUGAAGCUUACUACUCACACUCUGGAAACCCCAUCCAAUGCCCACACAUGUCAAUACGAAUGUAUCAGGAUGAUCCGUUGGAAACUGACAUCGGCAUCUCUGAUCGGAUGAGAGAAUGGAUUGCAAAUCCAUAUACUGUUCCUUCACUAACCGCUGAUACUGAUGAAGGAGCUGAUGGUAACAACGAAGAUCAUGUUGAUCAAGUAGCUGAAUCACAGGAUGCUGCUCAAGGGAAGCCACUAAUUCAGGUGGAGCAACCAUCCCAGGGGGAGCCACCAUCUCAGGAGGAGCAACCAUCCCACGGGGAGAACCCAUCCCAGGGGGACCAACCUUCUCUGGGGGAGCAACCUCACUCACAAGAAGUUCCAGGUACUUCAUUCCUUCAUAUACCAGCCUUAGAAUUUAAUGAGCUUCUGACACUGACUCGGGACAUGAGUCAACGUCUUCUACGAAUUGAGGCCGAUGUACAUCAGCUGAAGGGAGUUCUCUUGCCAACUCCUUCCCCUGGCCCACACAAUGAUGAUGAUCAAAAACGGGGAGACACUGAUGAUGAUCCAAAAGAGGGAGACACUGAAUCUGUUGAGCUUGAAUCUGCGGACAACACUUUAGUUCAGACUGAGCCACCACAGCCGAUGCACGAGUCUGAUAGACCAGCUGCUGACGAGUCAGAUAGACCAGCAGAUACUGAACAGAUUGCUGAAGAUAGUGAGCAUGAUGAUGAAUAUGAUGAUGAGUGUCAGAUGCUGUACAUGAACUUCAUUGAUCCCACUAUUCCAGCUCAAGGAGAAGCCUCUGAGGAUAAUGAAGAUGAACAUGAUGAUGAAUGUCAAAUGCUAGAUAUGAAAUUCAUUGAUCCCAUUAUGCCAGUCCAAGGAGAAGAUUCAGAUGUAGCUAGUGAGGAUACUCAACCUCUAUCUCGCAAGCACAAGGCAUCAGAUACUAAAUUGGCAUCUUCACACACUGAUACUUCUCUUCCUAGCAACAAACAUAUGUCCAUCGUCAGCAUAUCCAACUUGGCAGCUGAAUGGAACAUGUCUCCUGAUCAAGUUAAGCAAAUUCUUGAUGAAGCCAAUCAAGCUCAGCUUCUAAAGAAUAUUGCUCAAGCUGAUGAAUCCCUCAUUCAACAUUAA